Molecule: messenger RNA, 780 nt
Organism: Closterium sp. Yama58-4
Lineage: Eukaryota; Viridiplantae; Streptophyta; Zygnematophyceae; Desmidiales; Closteriaceae
Source: the annotation of a GenBank genome assembly
AUGUACGAGGUCGGCUCCGCCCAAGCGAGGACGGGGCCAAACACUACUCCCGUUGACAUCCUCCUCCCUCCUCCUCCCUCUCCUCCUCCCUCUCCUCCUCCCUAUCCUCCUCCCUCUCCUCCUCCCUCUCCUCCUCCUCUCCUCCUCCCUCUCCUCCUCCCUCUCCUCCUCCCUCUCCUCCUCCCUCUCCCUCUUCCUCUCCUCUCCCUCUCCCUCUCCCUCUCCCUCUCCCUCUCCUUCUCCCUCUCCCUCUCCCUCUCCCUCUCCCUCUCCCUCUCCCUCUCCCUCUCCCUCUCCCUCUCCCUCUCCCUCUCCCUCUCCCUCUCCCUCUCCCUCUCCCUCUCCCUCUCCCUCUCCCUCUCCUUCUCCCUCUCCUGCUUCCUCUCCUCCCCCUCUCCUCCUCCCUCUCCUCCUCCCUCUCCUGCUCCCUCUCCUUCUCCCUCUCCUUCUCCCUCUCCUUCUCCCUCUCCUUCUCCCUCUCCUUCUCCCUCUCCUUCUCCCUCUCCUUCUCCCUCUCCCUCCCCUACUCUCCCCCUCUCCUCUCCCUCUUCCUCUCCCUCUUCCUCUCCCUCUUCCUCUCCCUCUUCCUCUCCUCUCUUCCUCUUCUUCUUCUUCUUCUUCUUCUUCUUCUUCUUCUUCUUCUUCUUCUUCUUCUUCUUCUUCUUCUUCUUCUUCUUCUUCUUCUUCUUCUUCUUCUUCUUCUUCUUCUUCUUCUUCUUCUUCUUCUUCUUCUUCUUCUUCUUCUUCUUCUACUCUCAUUUGCUACAAAAGCUGCUAUAA